This is a messenger RNA of Haliotis rufescens (red abalone), 483 nucleotides long. RefSeq names its product anther-specific proline-rich protein APG-like. Bases 1 to 483 code for a protein of 160 amino acids. Lineage: Eukaryota; Metazoa; Mollusca; Gastropoda; Lepetellida; Haliotidae. The transcript has 2 exons. The record is from RefSeq and is a predicted model, not a curated record.
AUGAUUGCCUUCAUUCAGGAUUGCAUUCCUACCCCCAUUCCCACCCCUGUUCCCACCCCUGUUCCAAACCCCUGUUCCAAACCCCUGUUCCCACCCCUGUUCCCAACCCCUGUUCCCACCCCCGUUCCCAUCCCCGUUCCCACCCCCGUUCCCACCCCUGUUCCCACCCCUGUUCCCACCCCUGUUCCAAACCCCUGUUCCCACCCCUGUUCCCACCCCUGUUCCAAACCCCUGUUCCCACCCCCGUUUCCACCCCCGUUCCCACCCCUGUUCCCACCCCCUUUUCCACCCUGUUCCCACCCCCGUUUCCACCCUGUUCCCACCCCUGUUCCCACCCCUGUUCCCACCCUGUUCCCACCCCUGUUCCCACCCCUGUUCCCACCCCCGUUUCCACCCCCGUUCCCACCCCUGUUCCCACCCCUGUUCCCACCCCCGUUUGUUCAGGAGGGUGAAGUAUGCAACAUAGAGAACACUGGGAAUUGA